AUGACUUCCCAGUUGAUCGAGCCAGAUGAACAACUGCCCGUUCAUCUGGAUGCCGCCAAGAUUGACGAAGAAAUGGAAGCGCUCAGGGGAUAUGUCAUUGACCCCAGUCGCUAUCCUGAUAAUGCUUGCAAACUGAAAACAAGCGCCAAUGGUCGCUAUGUCCUCAUUCCACAGCCAUUGGACACGCCCAAUGACCCCUUGAACUGGAGUAAUGGCAGAAAGUGGUUGAUCGUGGCAAUCAUUGCCUAUAUCGCCCUCCUAGCGGACUACACGGGUGGAACGGCCAUCAUCACGGUCAUCCCUCAGUCAAUGCAAUGGGGGUUAUCCCAAGCAACAGUUCAAAAGGCUGUUGUAGGUAAUCUCUUUACGAUCGGUGCCUGUGGACUGUUUGUUGUCCCAUUAGCCGGAUACUUUGGUCGCUGGCCAGUCACUCUUGUCUUCCAAUGCGCUAUGCUAGGAACGUGCAUUUGGUCAGCGGCAGCUACAAGCUUUCGCUCGUAUCUAGCAGCACGCAUCAUCAAUGGCUUCUUCUGCAGUGUCGGCCAAGGUGGAGCCCUAAUGUGGAUCAAAGACCUAUUUUUCUUUCAUCAACAUCCUCAGGUAAUCAACUAUAUCGAGUCCUCUAUCAUCCUCAGUCCCUAUUUGGGUCCAUUGAUCACCUCGUUCAUCGUGUCCGAUAUGAACUGGCGAUGGGCAUUCUGGGUAUGCACGAUGCUUGCUGCGAUUGGGUUAAUUCUAGUCUUCUUCUUGGAUGAAACUUUGCUCGACCGAAGAAAUCCACCUUCGUCUCGUGGAUCAUAUAUCGCGCGGCUGAUCGGAAUCCGACAGGCCCAAACUCCAUCGAAGGACUUUGUUCAGUGUAUGGCACGCCCGGUUGUCGCUAUCACCAAGAUUCCUGUCCUGACUAUUCUCAUCUACUACUUUUUGAAUUUUGCCUGGGUCAUUGGAGUGAACACUACCAUUGGCAUCUGGCUGACCAACAUUUACCAGUUCUCGACAAGAGGAAUCGGCUAUUUCUAUAUUUUUGGUAUCGUUGGCUGCUUGCUCGGCUGGUUCGCAGGCCACUUUCUGCAUGACGCAAUCGGACGAUACUAUAUAAAGCGUCACUCCGGCCGCCUUGACCCUGAAGCCCGACUGAUCAUAACGUAUCCAGCGACCCUAAUAUGCUGCCUCAGUCUGAUUGUCCUGGGCCUCGCCUUCGAGAGGCACUGGCACUACAUGGUGAUUGCAGUAUUCGCUGCGGCACAAUGUGUCGGGGCUAUGAUCAUCACGACCGCCAUUAAUGCUUACCUAUUGGACUGCUAUCCUGAAGGGGCAGGCGAGGUUGGCGCGUGGGUUACGGCCAGUCGCAAUUGGGCCGGUUUCAUGGCGACGUAUAUCCAAAUCGAUUGGGUGAUGCGCAUCGGGCCUGCCAAGGCACUUGGUAUCCAGGCUGCGAUCACAUUGGCGUCGUUGUUUUUCAUGGUGUUUUUGCAGAUGUAUGGAAAGCGGAUGAGACAGUGGCAGGGACGGAUGGUAUUUGGCAAGAAAUGA
Messenger RNA from Penicillium canariense, 1533 nucleotides. Its product is annotated as putative MFS transporter. Gene Ontology annotation, molecular function: transmembrane transporter activity. The record is from RefSeq and is a predicted model, not a curated record. NCBI's taxonomy places the organism in Eukaryota, Fungi, Ascomycota, Eurotiomycetes, Eurotiales, Aspergillaceae. The transcript has 3 exons. Gene Ontology annotation, biological process: transmembrane transport. The coding region runs from base 1 to 1533 and encodes 510 amino acids.